AUGGGUUGCGGAAUGAGCACAGAGGAGAAGGAGGGCAAGGCCCGUAACGAGGAGAUCGAGAAUCAGCUCAAGCGCGACAAGAUGAUGCAGCGAAACGAGAUCAAGAUGCUGCUGCUCGGUGCCGGUGAAUCCGGAAAGUCUACUAUCCUGAAGCAGAUGAAGCUCAUCCACGAGGGUGGUUACUCGCGCGAUGAGCGAGAAUCCUUCAAGGAAAUCAUCUUCAGCAACACCGUUCAAUCAAUGCGCGUUAUUCUCGAGGCUAUGGAGUCUCUUGAACUGCCUCUUGAGGACCAGCGCAUGGAGUACCAUGUCCAGACCAUUUUCAUGCAACCAGCUCAGAUUGAGGGUGAUGUCCUUCCCCCAGAGGUCGGCAGCGCAAUUGAGGCUUUGUGGAAGGACCGCGGUGUGCAAGAGUGUUUCAAGCGCUCCCGCGAGUACCAGCUUAACGACUCUGCUCGAUACUACUUCGACAACAUUGCACGUAUCGCUGCUCCCGAUUACAUGCCCAACGACCAGGACGUUCUCCGAUCCCGUGUCAAGACCACAGGUAUCACCGAGACCACUUUCAUCAUCGGCGACCUUACAUACCGAAUGUUCGACGUUGGUGGUCAAAGAUCCGAGCGAAAGAAGUGGAUUCACUGCUUCGAGAACGUUACCACUAUUCUCUUCCUGGUCGCCAUCUCAGAAUACGAUCAGCUCCUUUUCGAAGAUGAGACCGUCAACCGAAUGCAGGAGGCUCUUACUCUGUUCGACUCCAUCUGCAACUCAAGGUGGUUCAUCAAAACAUCGAUCAUUCUGUUCCUUAACAAGAUCGAUCGAUUCAAGGAGAAGCUGCCUGUCAGCCCCAUGAAGAACUACUUCCCCGAUUACGAGGGCGGCGACGACUACGCUGCGGCUUGCGAUUACAUCCUCAACCGCUUCGUUAGCUUGAACCAACAUGAGACCAAGCAGAUCUACACCCAUUUCACUUGUGCAACCGAUACCACUCAGAUCCGCUUUGUCAUGGCGGCUGUCAACGAUAUCAUCAUCCAAGAGAACCUUCGUCUCUGUGGUCUUAUCUAA
Fusarium poae is the source of this 1062-nucleotide messenger RNA. RefSeq lists its product as uncharacterized. Gene Ontology annotation, cellular component: heterotrimeric G-protein complex. Gene Ontology annotation, biological process: G protein-coupled receptor signaling pathway. The coding region runs from base 1 to 1062 and encodes 353 amino acids. Gene Ontology annotation, molecular function: GTPase activity; GTP binding; G protein-coupled receptor binding. NCBI's taxonomy places the organism in Eukaryota, Fungi, Ascomycota, Sordariomycetes, Hypocreales, Nectriaceae. The transcript is spliced from 4 exons. The record is from RefSeq and is a predicted model, not a curated record.